AUGGCAGUGGCCUUAGUGGCCAUUUGGACCCACAUUGAUGUGUCCGCCUCCCCACCAGGCCCGGUCAUCGAGUGUACGUCCGGGAACAGCAAUUGCACCGUGACCAACGGCUAUGGUUCUUUCCCUGACUGGACCACCUGCCAAGUGGCCUCGGUCGCAUAUCCAGCCAACGAGAGCGAACUGCUCGUCGUAGUCUCAAAUGCAUCAAUGAACAAGCAAAAGAUGAAAGCGGUCAGCGUCUACUCCCACAGCAUCCCCAAGCUAUCGUGCCCAGGCGGCCCCAGUGGAGCUGGUCUGGCCAUAAGCACCAUGCGGUUGAACCACGUGGUGAGCGUGGACUCGACCCUCAUGCGCAUGACCGUGGAGAGUGGGAUCACCCUGCGUGCGCUCAUCGAUGCCGCAGCUCAGAUUGGCCUGGCGGUCCCACCUUCACCCUAUUGGCUAGGUGUGACCUUGGGUGGCUUGACAAGCACGGGGUCGCAUGGAAGCUCGCUUUUUGGGAAGGGCUCAGCCGUGCAUGAGUAUGUUGUGGGGAUGAGGCUCGUUGUACCGAGUAAUGAGUCCAUCAACGGCUAUUAUGCAAGGAUCGUAGACCUUGGAGAAGAUGAUCCAGACCUUUUAGCAGCCAAAGUUUCUCUGGGUGUUCUAGGCGUCAUUUCUCAGGCAAGUGGCGUUGCAGCUGAGUCUUUCGGUCUACGCAAGCAUUUUGCCUGUGUCAAUGUGGAACACGUGUGCAAGAUCUGUCUCGAUCGGAUCCAUUGGAAUCUUGACCCUUCCUCAUCAGUUGGAAGAGUGGCAAUAGCUUCUCUACUAAAUGGGGUAGAAAAAUAG
Magnolia sinica is the source of this 831-nucleotide messenger RNA. Its product is annotated as L-gulonolactone oxidase 2-like. Gene Ontology annotation, molecular function: FAD binding; oxidoreductase activity. NCBI's taxonomy places the organism in Eukaryota, Viridiplantae, Streptophyta, Magnoliopsida, Magnoliales, Magnoliaceae. The record is from RefSeq and is a predicted model, not a curated record. The coding region runs from base 1 to 831 and encodes 276 amino acids. The transcript has 2 exons.